Messenger RNA from Adelges cooleyi (spruce gall adelgid), 1694 nucleotides. RefSeq names its product clusterin-associated protein 1 (gene Cluap1). The record is from RefSeq and is a predicted model, not a curated record. Gene Ontology annotation, cellular component: intraciliary transport particle B; cilium; centrosome. The transcript has 7 exons. The coding region runs from base 292 to 1464 and encodes 390 amino acids. Lineage: Eukaryota; Metazoa; Arthropoda; Insecta; Hemiptera; Adelgidae. Gene Ontology annotation, biological process: cilium assembly.
AAAAACAUAUUAAUAUGGAUUAUAGCAUAGUAUUCUCUUAAGCGCACAUGAAGCCGUUCAAGAGAAAUGGAUUCCUAGUCCCCGCAUUUAUGUUGAAUUUAAUGAACUCACAUAAAUUAAAUAUAAUUAAAAAUACCUAUGUUGUUUGUUGUUAUUAUAGUUCCUAUAAUAGGUGCCAUGACAACAGUCAAUAAUAACAUUAAAAAUUACUUACAGGAUUUUAAACUAAAAAAGCACUUAGACAAAUAAGAUGUCACUGUUAUAAUAAGCAUUUACUCGAAUAGAUUAUAAAUGUCUUACCAAGAUUUAUUUAAAUUUACAGAGGUUAUGAGAUCACUAGGAUUUCAUAAACAAUUAGCUAUGGAUAGUUUUCACAACCCAAAUUUCUCAUUGGUAUCGGAAGUUUUACUUUGGCUUUCUUUGCGUUUUGAACCUGACUCAAACUUAUCACAUGACAUUGAAACGCCCGAACAAAGAGUGUACUUUUUACGAUCUAUGGUGGAAUUUUUUGUCAUUAAAGCCAAUAUCAAGCUCAAUGUAAAAAAACUCUAUCAAGCAGAUCGUAAUGCCGUUGGGGAAUUAUUAAAAAUCACCGAUCUAUUAAAUUAUGCGUUAAAUUCAAAAAGUACUUUUAAUGAGGAACUAGGAUUUUCUAAAAUUGACACAAAUUUAAUUUAUAAAGCCAGUGAAUUAAAAACAACCAGAGAUUUGGCAGCACAAGUUACUCAGAAAGGUGCUGAUCUGUUUCGAUCACUCGAAGAAGAAGUUGAACUACGAUUAAUCAGAGAGAACCGAAUAAAUGCAGCUUUGGAUAUAUCUGAAGUAGAACAAAGUAUAAAAUCGCUGAUUGAGAAAACUAAACAAAAAACAGAGCAAACCAAACAAAUGAUGAAAAAUAUAUCUGCUACUUCAGCAAACUUGGAUGCAAAAAUUUCCAAAAGACGUGAAGAUUUGGAAAGAAAUUCAAAGAGACUAAGUACAUUAAAACAAGUUAGACCUGCAUUUUUGGAAGAAUUUGAAGACCUUGAAUCUGAACUUAGGAAUUUAUAUCAGGAAUACAUUACUAGACAAAGAUGUAUAAGCUACUUGGAACAACAACAAGAACAAGUUGCUCAAGUGGAGCUAAUGCAUAUUCAAGAGCAACAAGAAAUGGCAAAAAAAUUUAUUGAAACUAAUAAAAUAGAUGAAGAUUUAAAACUAUUAGAAGAAGUUAAUAACGAGCAUUAUAACACUCCAUUUACUGAAAGCGCUUGUGAUAUUGGUGAUGGUGUCAAAGGAAGAGUUAGUAGUGCUGCAACAAAUAGAAAUCGUGGCAUGUUUGACAGACUAUCAGACAGCGACACAGAUUCCGAUUUAAUGUUAGAUGAUGAAGAAGAUUCUAAUGUUUUAGCCUCUGAUGGUGAUCUAUCAACUUCGAGAGCAGAGAAGUCAGGAAGUAUUCAUAGUGAUAGCGAUAAUAAUUAGUCAAAAACUAACAUUCUAAACUUUUGAAAGUAACAUUGUUUAAUAAUUUCUUUUUUUUUUUGUGUAUCAGAAAGUUUUUAUAUUUUCUUCACAAUUUGUACAACAUCUUCAUCAUUUAAUUCAUGAUCUUUUCCAACUUUUUGUGGCAUGUGUUUUACAGAUGAACCCCAAACAAGGGCACUGAAAAAAAAAAAAAAGUUUAUAAUUUAUAGUAAAGUUAAUAAUUCUUA